Molecule: messenger RNA, 3654 nt
Organism: Phyllopteryx taeniolatus (common seadragon)
Lineage: Eukaryota; Metazoa; Chordata; Actinopteri; Syngnathiformes; Syngnathidae
Gene: polr3b
Product: polymerase (RNA) III (DNA directed) polypeptide B
Exons: 28
Coding region: 120-3518 (1132 amino acids)
Biological process (GO): DNA-templated transcription
Cellular component (GO): RNA polymerase III complex
Molecular function (GO): ribonucleoside binding; DNA-directed RNA polymerase activity; DNA binding
Source: RefSeq, a predicted model, not a curated record
GUGAAACACGCGGUCGGAGGCAUGUUGUAGCGACUUCCGACAGCAAAUCAACACUAAAGAAAUAACGGAAGAGUUUUACGUUAAUAUUUAAAACAUAAUUUAAAAGACUUAAAGUCAGAAUGGAAGUGGUCGGAGGCGAGUUUUGUAACAUGUCCCAACAGGAACUGGCGGCUCCUGUCAACACUGUCGAGGAAAAAUGGAAACUGUUGCCUGCCUUCUUGAAGGUGAAAGGCUUAGUGAAGCAGCACAUUGACUCGUUCAACUAUUUCAUCAAUGUAGAGAUCAAGAAAAUAAUGAGCGCUAAUGAGAAGAUAACAAGUGAUGCGGACCCGAUGUGGUACAUCAAGUACCUCAAUAUCUACAUUGGCAUGCCUGAUGUGGAAGAGAGCUUCAAUGUCACCCGGCCGGUCUCCCCUCAUGAGUGUCGUCUCCGAGACAUGACCUACUCUGCACCCAUCACUGUGGACAUUGAGUACACACGCGGCAGUCAGAGAAUUAUCCGCAAUGCUCUGCCCAUUGGAAGGAUGCCCAUCAUGCUGCGAAGCUCCAACUGUGUCCUCACAGGAAAGACACCAUUGGAGUUCUCCAAACUGAACGAAUGCCCCCUCGAUCCGGGUGGGUAUUUCAUUGUAAAAGGUCAAGAGAAAGUCAUUCUGAUCCAGGAGCAGCUGUCCAAGAACAGGAUCAUUGUGGACCAGGACAGGAAAGGUGCGGUGGGAGCCUCAGUUACCAGCUCCACUCAUGAGAAGAAAAGCAGAACAAACAUGAUUGUGAAACAAGGACGAUUCUACCUGAAGCACAACACGCUGACAGAGGAUGCACCCAUCGCCAUUAUAUUCAAGGGAAUGGGUGUGGAGAGUGACCAGGAGAUCGUACAGAUGAUUGGCACAGAGGAGCAUGUCAUGGCCAGCUUCGCGCCGAGCCUGGAGGAAUGUCAAAAAGCUCAAAUAUUCACGCAGACCCAGGCUCUGCGGUACCUUGGGAAUAAAGUGCGCAGGCAGCGCAUGUGGGGAGGACCCAAGAAAACCAAAAUGGAGGAGGCCAGGGAACUGCUGGCUUCACUAAUUCUCACACAUGUGCCUGUGAAAGAGUUUAACUUCAGAGCCAAGUGUAUUUACCUGGCAGUGAUGGUGCGCAGGGUGAUCCUGGCUCAAGGGAACAACAAGGUGGACGACAGAGAUUACUACGGCAACAAACGUCUUGAGUUGGCUGGACAGCUUCUGUCCCUGCUGUUUGAAGAUUUGUUUAAAAAGUUCAACUCUGAACUGAAGAAGAUUGCCGACCAGAUCAUCCCCAAACAGAGGGCGGCACAGUUCGAUGUGGUCAAGCACAUGAGACAAGACCAGAUCACUAAUGGCAUGAUCAACGCUAUUUCCACUGGCAACUGGUCCCUGAAGAGAUUCAAGAUGGACCGUCAGGGGGUGACACAGGUGUUGUCUCGUCUUUCUUACAUUUCGGCUCUGGGCAUGAUGACCCGUAUCUCCUCCCAGUUCGAGAAGACCCGGAAGGUUAGCGGGCCGCGCUCCCUGCAGCCCUCGCAAUGGGGCAUGCUGUGCCCGUCCGACACACCCGAAGGCGAGGCCUGCGGGCUGGUGAAAAACUUGGCCCUGAUGACCCACAUCACCACUGACAUGGAAGACAGUCCCAUCAUCAAGCUGGCCUUCAACCUAGGUGUGGAGGACGUCAACUUGCUGUGCGGAGAGGAGCUUUCCUACCCCAGCGUCUUCCUCGUCUUCCUCAAUGGAAACAUUCUCGGCGUCAUUCGAGAUUAUCACAAGCUGGUCAGCACCUUCAGGCUGAUGCGCAGGGCGGGAUUCAUCAACGAGUUUGUGUCAAUCUCCACCAAUAUGGCCGACCGCUGUGUGUACAUCUCAUCGGAUGGAGGGCGCCUCUGCAGACCGUACAUCAUCGUGAAAAAGGGCCAGCCCAUGGUGAAAAACAAGCACAUUGAGGAUCUGUCGCAGGGCUACAGAUCCUUUGAGGACUUCCUGCAUGAAGGUCUGGUGGAGUACCUGGAUGUCAAUGAGGAGAAUGACUGUCAGAUCGCCCUUUACGAGCACAUGAUAAACAAAGAUACAACCCACUUGGAGAUCGAGCCCUUCACACUUCUGGGGGUGUGUGCCGGCCUCAUUCCCUACCCCCACCACAACCAGUCGCCCAGGAACACAUACCAGUGCGCUAUGGGCAAGCAGGCCAUGGGUACGAUUGGCUACAACCAGAGGAACCGCAUCGAUACGCUGAUGUACCUGCUGGCGUACCCUCAGAGGCCCAUGGUCAAAACCAAAACCAUUGAGCUGAUCGACUUCGAGAAGCUGCCAGCUGGUCAGAAUGCCACCGUGGCUGUGAUGAGCUACAGCGGCUACGACAUCGAGGACGCACUGGUCCUCAACAAAGCGUCACUCGACAGAGGCUUUGGUCGUUGUCUUGUGUACAAAAACGCCAAGUGCACGCUGCGGCGUUACACCAAUCAAACCUUCGACAAGGUCCUGGGCCCCAUGCUUGACGCUGCCACCAGAAAGCCCAUCUGGAGGCACAACAUCCUGGACGCUGACGGGAUCUGCUCUCCUGGUGAGCGAGUGGAGAACAAGCAGGUGCUUGUCAACAAAUCCAUGCCGACCGUCACUCAGACGCCACUGGAGGGCAGCACCCAGCCAGGCCAGCCUCAGUACAGAGAAGUGCCCAUCAGCUACAAGGGCUCAACGGACUCGUACAUUGAGAAGGUGAUGAUCUCGUCCAACGCGGAAGACGCCUUCCUCAUCAAGAUUCUGCUCAGGCAGACAAGGAGGCCCGAAAUCGGAGACAAGUUUAGCAGUAGGCAUGGACAGAAAGGUGUUUGUGGCCUCAUCGUCCCCCAAGAGGACAUGCCUUUCUGUGACACGGGCAUUUGUCCUGACAUCAUCAUGAACCCACACGGCUAUCCUUCCCGAAUGACGGUGGGGAAGCUUAUUGAACUGCUGGCCGGCAAGGCGGGAGUCCUAGACGGACGCUUCCACUACGGGACGGCCUUCGGGGGCAGCAAGGUGAAGGAUGUGUGCGAGGACCUGAUCCGCUAUGGAUAUAACUACCAAGGGAAGGACUAUGUCACCUCUGGCAUCACUGGGGAGCCUCUGGAGGCAUACAUCUACUUUGGACCUGUGUAUUACCAAAAGCUGAAGCACAUGGUCUUGGACAAGAUGCAUGCUCGAGCGCGUGGUCCCCGAGCCGUCCUAACCAGGCAACCGACGGAGGGCCGCUCCAGAGACGGAGGUCUGCGUCUGGGCGAGAUGGAGCGCGACUGUCUGAUCGGUUAUGGUGCCAGCAUGUUGCUGCUCGAGCGCCUCAUGAUCUCUAGCGAUGCCUUUGAGGUGGACGUGUGCGGACAGUGUGGUCUUCUGGGAUACUCCGGCUGGUGUCACUACUGCAAGUCGUCGUGUCACGUGUCAUCACUGCGCAUUCCCUACGCCUGCAAGCUGCUCUUCCAAGAGCUGCAGUCCAUGAACAUCAUCCCUCGACUCAAGCUGUCGCGCUACAACGAGUGAUGGCACCAAGGAAACAGGCAAAAGCCCAACAUUUCCUUUUCUCCCCUUUCUUUGUUCUUCCCCAUGUAUAAUAUUUCAGCAGUAUGCUCUAAGUUUGUGUAAAUAAUAAACACUUGACAUAGUUUCUCACACUCAA